CCUUCCUUCCUAAUGGCUUACGUCUUUGUUUACGGCAUACUGAAGAAGGGGCAGCCGAACUACCACUACAUGAUGGACAGCAAUAAUGGAAAAGCCGAGUUUGUCGCCACUGCUUUCACCACCCACAAAUACCCGCUGGUGAUUGCGAGCAAGUACAACGUCCCUUACCUCCUCAACCUCCCCGGACGGGGUCACAGAGUCCAUGGGGAGAUCUACAAAGUGGACAAGCGGAUGCUGGAUUUCCUGGACGACUUUGAAAGCGUCCCCGCCAGAUACCAGCGGACCGUGGUGGAGCUGGAGGUGAAGGAGUCGGCGGGGAAGACGGACGGUGACAAGAUGUUGCCGGGCAGCAUCACUGAGGUGUUUGUAUACAGCACCACAACUUACCAACCCGACUGGCCGUCAGGUCCAACCUUCGAUAGCUAUGAUGCGUAUGGAGAUCAUGGCCUUGUAUAUGAUUGCAAAGAUAAUGAAGACUGA
Messenger RNA from Nematolebias whitei (Rio pearlfish), 480 nucleotides. Its product is annotated as gamma-glutamylaminecyclotransferase B-like. The coding region runs from base 13 to 480 and encodes 155 amino acids. Lineage: Eukaryota; Metazoa; Chordata; Actinopteri; Cyprinodontiformes; Rivulidae. The transcript has a single exon. The record is from RefSeq and is a predicted model, not a curated record. Gene Ontology annotation, molecular function: gamma-glutamylaminecyclotransferase activity.